GAUGGCAGGCUAUGCACUCCAGCUUUCGGCAUUUAGAAGUUGUGUUUACACUGUAUGUCAGUGUUUUAGCAUGUAUUGCUAAAAAUUUAGAGCUGAAAUGGAUACAAAAAAGAAACAGUAUAAGGUUACAGCUUCAUCGCUGGUUGACCUGAAAGCGGAAUUAUAUCGGAAACAAGAGGAGUUUAAACAGGACCGACUUGGCCAAGAUGCAGGAGAUGCACAUACGCAGAAAAUAAAAAUUAAGAAGCCCAACAUCUGGAGUAAACAAAAUGAAGGAGUGAAUGCGCGAGCGCAGAAGGACGUUCAGCAGACCACAGAGGAAGAACUCACUUUAGAUAAAUCCAGGCAGAAAUUAGAAGAAAAGGCACGUCUCUAUGAGCAGAUGACAAAAGGAGAUUUCCCAGAUGAGGAGACUGAAAGUCUUUACCUAGUGGACUUUACCCAGAAGAUUAUCAACCGGAGGAAUGAGACACAUGAAGCAGAGGACCGAUACGGGAGGGGUGCUGAUGUGAACAUCCCUAUCCCACCCCCACAGAACGCAGAUGAGGAAUGGGUGGAUUAUGUUGAUGCUUUAGGACGUUCCCGAAGAUGUCUGAAAAAAGAUCUACCAGAUUUUCAGAAAAUGGACCAAGAUCUCCAGAGCAAGAGGGUGACUGGAACUGACAGGACUCUGUUAUCUGAUGACAUGAGGAGAGAAAUGCAAAGAGAAGAGUGGGAGAGAGAGGAGGAGGAACAGAUGAAUAAACCUGUCGGACCCAUUCACUAUGAGGAUAUCAGAAAACAAGAGGCCAGAGAGCUCGGUGUCGGAUAUUUUGCUUUUUCUCAGGAUGAAGAGCAACGCAGGAAACAGCGAGAGGCUCUAGAUAUGCUGAGAGACCAGACAACAGAGCAGCGCAGCAAACGAGAGCAAUUGAAGGAAAAGCGGAAAGCUAUGCUUCAAGCUCGGUUAGCUAAAGUGAGGAUGAGGAGGAUGAAGAAAGGCAAGCUGGAGCCCGGAGCUGAAGACGAUGCGUCUGUUGCCGAUGGUGCUGAGAAUGACGAAGACGAUGAUGAAGAAGCUUUAAUUGGACCUCCAGCCCCUACCACGGUACCAAAAGUGGAGGUGGAGAUCCAGGAGAGGAAAGACACUAAACCUGGGAUUCCACAUGUUCGAGAGUGGGACAGAGGCAAAGAGUUCUCAUGGGGUCAGUGGACAAGUCGCCGUCGAGAGGAGCGAGAUACAGAGUUCGCGCCUCCCUCUGCUUACUUCACAGACGGCAGGAAGGCCAAUCACAGCCGAGCUCCAGAAAAGGGGCAGGGCAAAGCAAAACAUUCCUUUAAUAAUUGGUCCGAAUCACAGAGGGUGCCCGAAAACGACACAGGCGACAUACCCGCCCCUACACAUGCUUUUAAUACAUCCACAUUUACAGAAACUCAACAUAAGCAACAACCACAACCAGAGGCUGCUCACACACAAAGUCUGGAUGACCUUUUGUCCUACUACAAACACUCCACCUGAGCUGAAAACUCUUUUAAUGGCCCACGAAUAUAAUUUGGAAGUGGUUGGCUAGGUUGCAUUUUGAAUUUGAUUAAUCUUUGAUUCCUUUGCUGUAUAUUGUUGCAGGACCUUUUUUUUUAGGUAUGCAGCCUCCCUGGGAAUAAUUUAUUAUGUUUAAUUUGACAUGGAUGCUACUAUUUAAGUAGAUGAAUAUAAUUCCAAAUAAAAACAUAUUUUGCUUUUCA
This is a messenger RNA of Paramisgurnus dabryanus, 1722 nucleotides long. RefSeq names its product coiled-coil domain containing 174 (gene ccdc174). NCBI's taxonomy places the organism in Eukaryota, Metazoa, Chordata, Actinopteri, Cypriniformes, Cobitidae. Gene Ontology annotation, cellular component: nucleus. The record is from RefSeq and is a predicted model, not a curated record.